GAUACUGUCGUGCCGGGAAGUGACUCGUGCCCUCAUAGGAGAGGAGAGAGCAGGUUAGGGGGCUGGGCUGGGCAGCUGCUUUAGCAUGGGGAUCCCUAAGGAGGCGCCAACUGAGCAAAGAGCUGGAGGAAACCAGGAAUGAGCCAUGCCCACCCCCACUUCAGCUUCUCAUCCACUGUCAGGCUUCUAGUGGCCAGAAAAUCCAGUGAGGUUCAGAUGGAUGUUAAAAGCCCAGGCCCUGCUUUCUACCUGCCUUCCUGGCCCACAGGAAUCCACGGACCCUCUCGCAGGGUCACACGGAAGCCAGGGGUUCAGUGGAGACACAAACCCUGGCCAAUGCCAGAAGCAUCUUCUGGGGAGAGGGGGGCAGCCUGGGGACAGAUCCCAGGCCCCGCCACAAGGUGGCGGGGGACAAGUCCUGGGAGAACCCAAACUCGGCCUAUUGGCUGGGAGUCUCUCCAAGAUUCCAGGAGACUCCUGAGAGGCGGCCAAGCCUGACCCUGACCCUCUCCUUCCUUCACAGGGCAGAGUCCGAGGUGUCCCCCAGACCAGGCUCCCCCAAGGUCAGUGGGAGUCCCUCGGAGGCAGCCACUCCAGCGGAGGACAUGGCUCGGAGAACCAAGCGCCCAGCGCCAGCCCGGCCCACCAUGCCGCCCCCCCAGGUCUCCAGCACGCGCUCCUCCCCUCCAGGCCCACUCCUGCCCCCUGGCUCUAGCAGCCCUGUGAUCCCCCAGGCUCUGCCCCGCCGUCUGGUUGGCAGCAACCUCCGGGCCCCUACAGUGCCACCCCCAUUGCCCCCCAAUCCUCCCCAGCCCGCCCGGCGCCAGAGCCGGCGUUCACCAGCCUCCCCCAGCCCCGCCUCCCCAGGGCCGACCUCCCCCAGCCCUGCUCUGAGCAUUCCUGCGCAGGUGGACCUGGGGGCGGCCCCAGAGGAGGGAGGGGCCCCUGAGGCUGUGAGCGGGACCUCCACUCCCCCAGCCAUCCCCCCUCAACCCCGGCCCAGGAGCCUUGCCUCAGAGACCGACUGAGCGGGCUGCCCCUCUGCAACAGCCCCUCAGCAUCUCUUCCCUCCCACCUGUCCGCCCAGGACACAGCCCUCACCCAUCCCCGGGGUGGGGGCCUCCAGCUUUUGCCUACAAGUGCCUCGGUGCCCGCUGGGUCGGCCCCCAUGGCAAAGAGGACUCAGGACAGUCCUCCACCUCCAGACCUUUCCCUCUGCAGCCGCCCUGGGCUUGGGGACCCCUCACCCAACUCGCAGCUCUCUGGCAGGGUCCCCGGGGAGCCGCCGGAAGGAAGGAGGGGCUUGCCUGCUCCUACAGGACUGUUAUUUUUCUCUUGCCAACAGAUUGUUUUGUAAGGCUGGUAAAUAAAUUAUUUUGGACAAAACUAGAGCAGCUGCCCCAAUUAUAGUUGGGUUUUUUCUUUCUGCCCUCAAAAUAAAGAAGCCACUUGCAUGAAAGGGAA
Messenger RNA from Leptonychotes weddellii (Weddell seal), 1464 nucleotides. NCBI's taxonomy places the organism in Eukaryota, Metazoa, Chordata, Mammalia, Carnivora, Phocidae. The record is from RefSeq and is a predicted model, not a curated record.